CAUCAAUGUGCGACAGCACCGUCGAUAUCUGCCAAUGGAGGAGCGGGCGACGUCAGCAACUUUGAAAAAAGCUUUAAAAACCCAUUUCGGGUUCAGUAGCUUUAGAUCUCAGGUCCAGGAAAAUGUUAUCAAAGCGGUUGUUCGAGGUGACAGGGACGUGUUUGUGUGCAUGCCCACUGGGGCAGGAAAGUCUCUUUGCUAUCAGCUGCCUGCUCUCCUGGCUGAAGGCAUCACUUUGGUCAUCUCCCCGCUAAUUGCUCUCAUUCAGGACCAAGUGUCCCACCUGAGGGAUCAGAACAUCCCCGCCCACUCCAUCAACUCCAAGCUUGCAGUGGGAGAGCGGCGGGUGAUCCUCGCCGACUUACAGAGCCAGAGCCCGAAGCUGAAGCUGCUCUACAUCACGCCGGAGAUGGUGGCGUCUGCGUCGUUCCAGCCUCACCUGACUGACUUGUGCUCGCGAGGCCUCCUGUCCUACCUAGCUGUGGACGAGGCCCACUGCGUCUCCCAGUGGGGUCACGAUUUCAGGCCCGACUACCUCAAACUGGGGGACCUGCGCUCUCGCAUGCCCGGGGUCGCCUGCAUAGCGCUCACAGCGACAGCCCCCAGCAACGUUCAAGAAGACAUCAUCCGGUCCCUGGAGCUGCGUCUUCCCCUGUCCUUCACAACGCCCGUUUUCCGCUCCAAUUUGCACUACGACGUCAUCUUCAGUGAGAUUCUUCCGAACCCUUUCGUUCACCUCCACGUCUUCAUCCAGAAGGCACUGGCUCUUGGCAGCGGCUCCAACGGAAAGGGCUGUGGGAUCGUGUACUGUCGGACCAGAGAGGGCUGUGAGACUGUGGCCCACCAGCUUACCAAGCUCGGUGUCCUAGCAAAGCCUUAUCAUGCUGGUCUCAAGGCCCAAGAUCGCACAGAAGCCCAGAAUGACUGGAUGCAGGGGAAAGUCCUGGUGAUUGUGGCCACCAUCAGCUUUGGUAUGGGUGUAGACAAGGCCAGUGUAAGGUUUGUUGCUCAUUGGAACCUGGCAAAGUCCAUGGCCAGCUACUACCAGGAGUCCGGGCGAGCAGGGAGAGACGGACUGCCGUCCCUGUGUCGCAUUUACUACUCCCGGAAGGAUAUGCAGCAAAUUAAAUUCCUCGUCCAUAAGGAGAUUGCACGUAAACAGGAAAAGCGCAACUCUGCAAAAGAAUGCGACAAAUCAGCCAUUAAAGACCUUGAAGCCAUGGUGUCCUUUUGCGAGCAGGAGAGUUGCCGCCAUGCCUCCAUUUCCAAGUUUUUCGGGGACAAGCCACCCAACUGUUCAGGCGCUUGCGACUGCUGUUCCAACCCCAAAGUUGUGCGGGCCCAGCUGGAGAGGGUGUCCAGCCUCAACACUGGGAUCAGAGCUCACAGCAAAGAGUCCCAUGGCCCCUUUGGUUUCAACCAGGACUUUUAUGAAGGAGGAAAAAAGGGAUAUGGCUUUGAGAGGUUUGACGAAGGGGAAGACAAUGUUGAAGACGAUGCCAAGAGGAAACAGGAGUUCUCCGACCUCUUCAAGAACCAGAUGAUGCUUAGGAAGGGACUUGCCACCCAGACGGACAACUUCAUUCCUCCAGACGCCAACUGCCCACUCAGAGAGGCGAGCUGUCAGAGGAUCCCCAGGCUCACCGUGAAGACCAGAGAGCACUGCCUAUCCCUCCUGCAGGAGGUAUUAUAUGGCCACCAGAGGGCAGACGACGCGUUCAGCUGUCUUCUCACCUCAGCUGUGGAUAUUGAACAUGAGGUGUUCAAGAGCAGCAAGUCUUCCAACUUGUACAAAGCAGCCAUAUUAAAAAAGGUGUCCGAGAUGAAGAAAGCGCCUGCUGUGACAGAGCAGGUGAAGAGCUGCAGUGGAGGCGAAGCCAUGCGGAAACAUGAAGAGGAGGCGUCCUCCUCUUCGUCCUUAUCCGAGGAGCUGCAUGGGUUUAAAUCUGCAUCCGAGGUCUACUCGAUGAAGCGUAAGAGAGUGGGAGCAGGCCACAGGGGCUCGUCGCACUCCCACCUGGCUGCCAAGGAUCUGCUGAAGCCCUCCAUGGAGGACAGUACGUCUGAUAAGGGAGCGCCUUGUAGCACCACAGGUGGCGUUAAAGAGGAGCUAAAAGGAAAAUGGAAAGAUAACCCUGUGCCUAUGACAUCAUCGAUGCAAGCUGUAGCCGCCACCUCCUUGUCCUCCUCGAGUAGCCCCGUUAAGGGAGGCCGAGCUGUGAGCAAGAAGCAGCAGAAGCUGGCAGAAGCUGCAAAAGGUUCUCGCAGCAUCUCGCAAUAUUUUAGGACACAGACGACGACGGAGGUGCUUUCCUCCCCUACGGAUGAUAUGAGUCCAGAGGAAAACAUGAACCAAGGGCAGGAGUCGCCUAGCAUCUUGGAGGCUGUAGGUGGCGCUGUGGAGCCAGUCGUUCAAGAAGACGUCAUUGUGAUAAAUAGUGAAGACGAAGAAGAGAUGCUUCAAGACACUGAACUGAACAAUCUGCUGUCCACCACAGAAGUGGACACAACUCAGGAAGGCCGCAGUGUAUCCGUAACACAAGAGGCGUGCGUGUUGGAAGCCCAACAAGAGCAGCUUCCGCCAGCCAAAAGAGGUCGCUCGGCGGAGAGUAAGGGGAGCGGCCGGAGAGUGACCUUUGACCCCACCGUGCAGCAGAGGGUCCUGCAGGCGGGUCCAAUAACGACUGUGACGCUGAAGGAGGCUGCUGACGUGGUGGUCCGCUACCUGGAUCCGUUUUACACUCAGGGGAAGUUCGCUAACAAGGACCUGUUCAAGUCCUUCGCCCGCUAUCUGUCCCAUCUGCUGGCAGAGGGGAGGAGCCUGGCCAAGGGUCAAGUCAAAGCAGAGGCCAAGGCGCUGAUUAAGCAGUUCUUCUGCAACGUCAAACGCUGCGAGAGCGAGGCGGACUGGAAGCACCUGAAACGACCCGGUUACUGUGAAAGCACCACCAGUCGGCGAUGACCUGGAGAGGACAUGAAGAUUUUAGGGCUUCUUCUUUGUCAGUGCCUAAGCUUGUCUUGUUGCUGUAAGCUCAGGUGUCUCAGACACACACACACACACACACACCUAGACACUUUCACACAAUAGCAGCGUGCUCACACCAAGUCAUUGUACCGUGAUGGUACAUCCUCCUAGCCCCUCCCCUAACACCUGUGUGAAGCUGGCCCUUCUUGUCAUUGCAAUAUUAAAAUACUACUUCUGUUCGUUUGUGCAACAUUUGUUUGUGCCAUUGUCAUUUUCAUUUGUGAAGUUUCUAAGUAAGUCUAAAAAUAUAUUUUCUAACUAGUGAUGUCACACAGCACCCCCCCCCCCAAGGAAAACGUUUGUGCUGUUAUGGUUUUCAUGCUAACGUUCAUCUUUAUUCACAUGCAGCUACCCUCCACCUUGUCCAAAUCGUUCUAAACUUGUCUCAAACAUUUGUGCUACGUUUGUGCUGUCAAGAAAAAUGUUUGUGUGACAGUCUUGCACCUUUGUGCUGUAAAAAACAUUUAUGAUAUUAUAGUUUUCAUGUUACUACAAUUAUUUGAUUAUUCCCGACAGCCCCCACCCCCAUUUCCUGCCCAAAUCUUCCAUACUUGUCCCAAACAUUUGUGUAGUUUGGGCUAAAGUUGUGCUCGUUUGCACUGUAAAAAAACAAUUUGUGGUAUUACGGUUUAAUGUUAUUAACAUUUCAUUAUUAUUCACAUGCAGCCCCCCAUCUUUUCCAAAUCUCUACAAACGUGUCCUAAACAUUUGUGCUACAUUUGUGCUGUCAAGAAAAAUAGUUUGUGCUACAGUUGUGCUUGUUUGCGCUGAAAAAAAACCAAAACAUUUGUGCAAUUAUAGUUUUAAUGUUAUUAACGUUUUAAUAUUAAUCAUACCCAGAAUCCCCCAACCCUACACACCUUGUCCAAAUCUCAUUAAACUUCUUGCCCCAACCAUUUUGCUACAUUUGUGCGGUCAAGAAAAAUCUAAACAUUUGUGCUAUUAUGGUUUUAAUGUUAACACUCAUUAUUAUUCACAAGCAGCCCCCCACCUCGUCUAAAUCGCUCAAAACAUGUACCAAAUGUUUGUAGUACGUAUGUGCUUUCAAAGAAAACAUUUGUGCUACAGUUGUGCUUGUUUGUGCUGUAAAAAAUAUUUGUGCUAUUAUGGUUUUUAUGUUACUACCAUUUUGUUAUUAUUCCAAUGCAGCCCCUCGACCCUCUUUUUUGUUAAAAUGUCUUACAAAUCACAAAUUCCAAUUUGUGCUACAUUUGUGCUGUCAAGAAAAAAAGUGCUACAGUUGCACUCUUUUGCACUGUAAAAAAACAAACAUCUGCUAUUAUGGUUUCAUGUCAACAUGCAAGCCCCUCGCCUUGUCCAAAUCCCUCCAAACAUGUCCCAAAUGUUUGUGCUACAUUUGUGCAGUUGCAGAAAACAUUUUGUGAAGUCAAUGAAACAUUUUUGCUACAGUCGUGACCAUUUGUGCUGUAAAAAAAAAAACGUGAUAUUAUGGUUUUAAUGUUUUUACCAUGUUUUAAUUAUUUACACGCCACCUUGUCCAAAUUUCUCCAUAAUUGUUCCCAAACUAUUUUCCCAAAAAAUAGUCUGUGCUACAGUUGUGGUUGUUUGCGCUGUAAAAAAAAAAAAAAAAAUUCUGCUACGUAUUAUGGUUUUCAUGUUAUUACCAUUUUUCAAUUAUUCACACCAACCCCACAACUUUUCUUGUCCAAACAUAUAUCAUUUUCAAAAAAGCCAAUUUGUGCUACAGUUGUGCUCGUUUACGCUGUAAAAAACAAACAUUUUUGCUAAUAUGGUUUUCGUGUUAAUGUUUAAUAUUAUUUACAUGCAAUCCCCCCACCACCCACCUGUCCAAGUCUCUUUAAACUUGUCCCAAACAUUUGUGCUACAUUUGUGCUGUCAAGAAAAAAAGUCUGUGCUACACUUGUGCUUGUUUGCGCUGUAAAAAAAAAAACAUUUGUGCUACGUAUUAUGGUUUUCAUGUUACCAUUUUUCGAUUAUUCACAUCAACCCCGCACCUUUUCUUGUCCAAAUCUCUUAACAAUCUCACAAAUCACAAUUUGUGCUACAUUUGUGCUUGUUUGCGCUAUAAAAGACAACAACAUUUGUGCUACGUAUUAUGGUUUUCAACUUAUUACCAUUUUUCAAUUAUUCACACUAACCCCACACCUUCUCCAAAUCUCUAACAAUCUCACAAAUCCCAAUUUGUGCUACAUUUGUGCUAUAGUUGUGCUCGUUUGAGCUGUAAAAAAACAAACAAUAUUGCUAACAGGGUUUUUGUAUUAAUGAUUAUUAUUAUUUACAUGCAAUCCUCCCACCACACACCUGUCCAAAUCUCUUUAAACUUGUCCCAAAUAUUUGUGCUACAUUUGUACAGUCAGGAAAAACAUUUGUGCUGUCAAGAAAAAUAGUUUGUGCUACAGUUGUGCUUGUUUGCACUGGAAAACUACCAACCAUUUGUGCUAUUAUGGUUUUAAUGUUAUUGUUCAUUAUUAUACAAAUGCAAGCCCCUCGCCUUAUUUAAAUCCCUCCAAAUAUGUCCCAAAUGUUUGUGCUACAUUUGUGCAGUCAAGGAAAAUAUUUGUGCUACAGUUGUGCACGUUUGUGCUGUAAAAAAAACAUUUGUGAUAUUACGGUUUUCAUAUUUUCACCAUGUUUUAAUUAUUCACACGCAGCUCCCCACACCCCACCUUGUCCAAAUCUCUCCGAACUUGUCCCAAACACUUGUGCUACAUUUGUGCUGUCAAGAAAAAUACUUUGUGCUACAGUUGUUCUCGUUUGCCCAAAAAAACCAAACCAACGUCUGGGACAUGUUUGGAAGGAUUUGGAUAAGGUGAGGAGCUUUCAGGUGAAUAAUAAUGAACAUUAACAUUAAAACCAUAACAGCACACAUUUUUGUUUUUUUGUAGCACACACUAUUUUUCAUUUGUAAUGGUUUUAAUGUUUACAUAUAGGCUCCAGCACCCCCCGCUACCCGAGAGGGACAAGCGGUAGAAAAUGGAUGUAUGGAUGUUAUUAAAGUUUGUUAUUAUUCACAUGCAGCCCCCCACCUUUUCCAAAUCUCUCCAAAUGUGUCCCAAACGUUUGUGCUACAUUUGUGCUGUAAAAAAAACACAGUUUUCAUGUUAUUACCAUUUUUUGAUUAUUCACAUCAACCCAACACCCUUUCUUGUCCAAACAUCACACAAUCACAAUUUGUGCUACAGUUGUUCCCGUUUGUGCCUUAAAAACACACAUUUGUGCUAUUAGGGUUUUCGUGUUAACGUUCAUUAUUAUUCACAUGCACCCUCCCACCACCCACCUUGUCCAAAUAUUUUUAGACUUGUCCCAAAACAUUUGUGCAGUCAAGAAAAACAUUUGUGCCACAGUUGUGCUCUUUUGCGCUGGGAAAAAAAACAACAUUUGUGUUAUUAUGGUUUUAAUGUUACUAACGUUCAUUAUUCCUCACAUGCAGAGAGAAGAGAUUUGGACAAGGUGGGGUGCUCCACAUUUUCCAAAUUUGUCCCAAACGUUUGUGCUACAUUUGUGCUGUAAAAAAAACAUUUGUGCUACGUAUUGUGGUUUUAAUGUUACCAUUUUUUGAUUAUUCACAUCAACCCAACACCCUUUCUUGUCCAAAUUCCCCACAAUCUGACAAAUCCCAAAUUUGUGCUACAGUUGUUCCCGUUUGCGCUUUAAAACAAACAUUUGUGCUAUUAGGGUUUUCGUGUUAAUGUUCAAUAAUAUUUACCUGCAUCUCCCCACCACCCACCUUGUCCAAAUCCCUUUAAACUUGUCCAAAACAUCUGUGUUGUCAAGAAAAACAUUUGUGCUGCAGUUGUGCUGUAAAAAAAACCUUUGUGCUAGGUAUUAGGGUUUUCAUGUUACCAUUUUUUUAUUAUUCACAUCAACCCAACACCCUUUCUUGUCCAAAUUUCGCCCAAUCUCCCAAAUCCCAAUUUGUGCUACACUUGUGCUACAGUUGUUCCCGUUUGCGCUUUAAAACAAACAUUUGUGCUAUUAGGGUUUUCUUGUUAACGUUCAAUAAUAUUUACCUGCAUCUCCCCACCACCCACCUUGUCCAAAUCCCUUUAAACCUGUCCCACAUAUGUGUUGUCAAGAAAAACAUUUGUGCUACAGUUAUGCUCUUUUGCGCUGGAAAAAAACAAAAAAACAUUUGCGCUAUUAUGGUUUUAAUGUUACUAACGUUUAUUAUUACUCACAUGCAGCCCCCCGCCUUGUCCAAAUCUCUCCAAAUGUGUCCCAAACGUUUGUGCUACAUUUGUGCUGUAAAAAAACAGUUGUGCUACGUAUUAUGGUUUUCAUGUUAUUACCAUUUUUUUAUUAGUCACAUCAACCCAAUACCCUUUCUUGUCCAAAUUUCUCACAAUCUGACAAAUCUCAAUUUGUGCUACUGUUGUUCCUGUUUGCGCUGUAAAACAAACAUUUGUGCUAUUCUGGUUUUAAUGUUACUAACGUUCAAUAUUAUUCACAUGCAUCCCUCCACGUUGUUUAAAUCUCACCAAAUUCUUGCCCCAAACAUUUGUGCCGUCAAGAAAAACCUUUGUGCUACAGUUGUGCUUGUGUGCAAUGUAAAAGAAAACAUUUGUGCUAUAAUGGUUUUCAUGUUACUCUCAUUUUUUAUUUCUAGCACGUAGCCCGCCGCACCACACCUUCUCCAAAUCUCCCCAUAAUUGUCCUAAACAUUUGUGCUGUCAAGCAAAAUAGUUAGUGCGAUUGUUCUUGUUUGCACUGUAAAACAACACUUGUGCUAUUAGGGUCUAUAUGUUAUUACCAUUUUAUUACUAUUUAUACACAGCCCGUCUCCACACAAGCACCUUGUCCAAAUCUCCCCAAAGUUGUCCCAAACAUGUGUGCCACAUUUGUGCGUCAAAAAAAAUGUUUGUGCUACAGUUUUGCUCGUUUGCAAUGUAAAACAUAAAACAUUUGUGCUAUUACGGUUUCAAUGUCAACAUAUUAUUAUUCUCACACGUGCAAAUCUCUCCAAACUUGUCCCGAACAUUUGUGCUGUCUAAAAAUAUUUGUGAUAUCAAUAUUUCAGUAUCAAUCUGCACGUUACUAUGUGUGUGAAUAUAAUUAAAUAUAGUAACAUUGUAACCAUAAAAGCACAAAUAUUGUUCUUGAUUUGGACAAGGUAAGGGGCCUGCAUGUGAAUAUGUAUAUAAUGUUAAUAAUACCAUUAAAAUCUUAUUAGCACAAACGUUAAGGAAAAGGUGGGGGGGCUGUGUGUAAAUAAUAAAAUGUUAACAUUAAAACCAUAAUAGCACAAUGUUUUUGGUUUGUGCUGUCAAACAAAACAUUUGUGCUAUUAUGGUUUGAAUGUUAUUAACGUUUUAUUACUCACACCCACAGUAACGUGCAUAUUGAUACUGAAAUAUUAAUACCACAAAUGGUUUAAUGUUAACGUUAAAACCGUAAUAGCGCAAAUGUUUUUAUACAUCACAAAUAUAGCACAAAUGUUUUAUUUCAACAUUAAAACCAUAACCGCACACAUUUUUUGGAGAGCACAAAUGUUUUUGAGAGCACAAAUGUAGCACAAAUGUUUCUUAUACAGCACACAAUGUUUUUUUUAAUACAACACAAAAAAAUUUUUUAUGUUAUUGACAUUAAAACUAUAAUAGCACAAAUGUUUUGGAGAGCACAAAUGUGGCACAAAUGUUUUAUGUUAACAUUACAACCAUAACCGCUCAAAUGUUUUUGAGAACACAAAUGUUUUUGUUAACAUUACAACAUAAUAGCACAAUGUUUUUAUGUUAACGUUAAAACCACAAUAACGCAAAUGGUUUUAUACAGCACAAUUAUAGCACACGUUUUUUUUAUUUCAUCAUUAAGACCAUAACUGCACAAAUGUUUUUGAGAGCACAAAUGUAGCACAAUUGUUUUUUUUAUACAGAACGCAAUGUUUUUUAAUACAACACAAAAAAAUGGUGAAUGUUAUUGACAUUAAAACAAUAGCACAAAUGUUUUAUUUCAACAUUAAGACCAUAACUGCUCAAAUGUUUUUGAGAGCACAAAUGUAGCACAAAUGUUUUUUAUACAACACAAAUGUUUUUUUUUACUUUACCAUUAAAACAAUAGCGCAAAUGUUUUUGAGGGAACAAAUGUUUUUUUAUACAGAACGCAAUGUUUUUUAAUACAACACAAACAUUUUUUCAAUGUCAUUGACAUUAAAACAAUAGCACAACUGUUUUAUUUCAACAUUAAGACGAAAACUGCACAAAUGUUUUGAGAGCACAAAUGUAGCACAAAUGUUUUAUAUACAACACAAUUUUUUUUUUAACUUUACCAUUAAAAAAAUAGCGCUAAAAUGUUUUUGAGAGCACAAAUGUAGCACAAAUGUUUUUUUAUACAGAAAGCAAUGUUUUUUUAAUACAACACAAAUAUUUUUUAAACGUUAGUCACAUUAAAACAAUAGCACAAAUGUUUUUAUACUGUACAAAUGUAGCACAAAUGUUUUGUUAACAAUAAAACCAUAACCGCACAAAUGUUUUUGAGAGCACAAAUGUAGCACAAAUGUUUUUUUAUACAGAAAGCAAUGUUUUUGUAAUGCAACACAAACAUUGUUUCAACAUUAGUGACAUUAAAACAAUAGCACAAAUGUUUUUAUACUGUACAAAUGUAGCACAAAUGUUUUGUUAACAAUAAAACCAUAACCGCACAAAUGUUUUUGAGAGCACAAAUGUUUUUUUAUGCAGCACAAAUGUUUUUUUUUUACUUCAACAUUAAUACAAUAAUAGCGCAAAUGUUUUUUUAUACAGCACAAAUGUUAUUUUUUUUAUGUUAAUGACAUUUAAACAAUAAUAGCACAAAUGUAGCUAAACAUUUUCAGGCUUGGUGAGAUUGCACAAGGUGCAGCGAGUGACCUCACUGGUCAGAAAAUAUAAUUUAGAACGGGCUGAAAACCCUUUAGUAGCACAAACAAAAGAAUGUACGGGACAAACGGAAGGCUGUGUUUUUUAAAUAUUUGCAACGACAAGGUUCUGCUGGCUGGUGCCCACACUAAGUAUUGACGCUAAUACCCGCAUGAUUACUUCUAUUUGGCUGUAUUACUGCAUUUCCUCUGCCUUUGUGGAUUAUUUUUUGUCUUAUUUCAAGUCAUUCUAAUGAUUUCUAUUGUGGAAGGUGGCGCAGUCUGUCACUACGUGGGACGGGAGUGCACACAAAUGUAGCGCAUGUGAGCGAUUUGACUUUUGUACUAUUUUGAGUCUUAUUUCAUUCCUUAUAUAAAAGGUGCUGGUUAUCAUUAAGACGGUGCAAUUGGCCUCGUGUGAGUACGCCAUAAAAAACUGUCAACUGUCUUUUUUUGCUUUCCCAUCAAAUGACUGUGAUCAGUUUAGGUUUGCAUUCAUACCGGAAUAAACAAGUGGAUGAAAUACACAAUAAUGUGAAUAAUGCAACGUUUAAUGAUAUAGUAUUACGUUUUCCAAUAGCUCUCUUUUUUGUAUUGCUGCUAUGUUUGUCUUUGACUGAAAAACAGAGGCAAUUUAAAUUAUUUUGAUACAAUUUUUGCAGAAAUAAAUGCAGUUCCUUUAGUAAUAUGUUGUCAGACCGGCCUGUGGAGGAAAGCCAUAGAGCACCCCCAACCCCUGAGCACCUCAAUGUUGUUUUUUUCAAUAAAGAAUGUACAGAAACGGAACAAAGCAAGCACAGCGAGGCAUGUAACAUGAUUUGUGUCGAUUAAUUAGUGCUAAUAAUGUCCUCAGAUGGACAAUUAAACACCCCCCUGUGUGUUUGUGUCUUGGGUACUUGGAGUGCUGAGCAGCUAACG
This is a messenger RNA of Entelurus aequoreus (snake pipefish), 10751 nucleotides long. Its product is annotated as ATP-dependent DNA helicase Q5-like. Gene Ontology annotation, biological process: double-strand break repair via homologous recombination. Gene Ontology annotation, molecular function: 3'-5' DNA helicase activity; nucleic acid binding; ATP binding. The record is from RefSeq and is a predicted model, not a curated record. The transcript is spliced from 19 exons. Gene Ontology annotation, cellular component: chromosome; cytoplasm. Bases 35 to 2962 code for a protein of 975 amino acids. NCBI's taxonomy places the organism in Eukaryota, Metazoa, Chordata, Actinopteri, Syngnathiformes, Syngnathidae.